GGUAAAGUUGACAUUAAUGAUUUACAGAUGUUAAGCAUAUACACAGAGGAACUAUUCUACACAAGUAGAGUUGAAACACCCUCUUGAAAAGAGUAUCAAAUGAGCUGAGCUUGCAAUUCUAGAAGGGAUUCCUAAUAGUUCAGCAAUAUGUCAAAGGAAUCUCUACAGAACAGGAUAUUGGCACUCUCUGCUCUAUCAGUUGGAUUUAGUCUAAUAAGCUCAGCAUUCAGCUUUUAUUAUGUGAAAGUAUUUCUAAACCACUAUCACAUAGAAGAAAGCUGGUUUCAACUGUCCCAGACACUCUUCAUGAUUUGGAAUGCCAUUAACGACCCUCUGUUUGCAUAUUGUCAAGACAGUACAAACUUUAGAUGCUCAAGAACUCGACGUGAAAGUGUUUUAUAUGCAGCACCAUUUUUUGCUCUCUCAUUCCUCGUGCCAUGGUUUCCAUGGGGAGAUCCAGAGACGCUGCAGCCAUGGGUUACAGGAAUUCAUCUAAUUACAGCCUUAUGCUUCUGGGACACUAUGUUUACAUAUGUAGGAUUAGGCUAUUGUUGUCUUUUCACUGAAAUGACCUCAGACAAUAAUGAAAGGCUUAAAUUGAUUAGAUAUACUCAGUUAGGUAGCCUUUUGGGAUCCUCAAGUGUAUUUAUUCUACAGAAUUUGUCAGAUCAGUUAGAAAACUUUCAGAUGUUUCAAACGACAUGUAUUUUAGUUGCAGUGAUCAGCUGUUUAUUUAUGAUGUAUUGUGGGAAGCAUGCUCACACAGAGAGAGAACUUCAGCAAGAAAGUGAUGCAAAAUCUGGCAAACCUCAAAUCGUUAAAUUCCAGGAAUAUUCCUAUUUUACACUCUCUAAACAAAUUUUGUUUAAUAGAGAUUUCCUUGCAUUUGUGAUAAUGAACUUUUUCCAAGAAUUUCACCGGACAUUUGUAUCAAACUUUUUCGCAAUAUUUGGGGACCAACUGAUUGAAAAAGGGAGCAUUCCAUCUAUUGUGAGAAGCACAUUUUAUGGGGCUAGUACAACAGGUGCAAAGUUAACUGUGAUAUUUGGAGCAAGUAUUGUCAGUCGCUAUGGUUAUUUCAAGGUGUUACGUUAUGGUCAGAUCAUCUUGGUAAUCUCUGGGCUAGUUUAUUAUAUCAUUGGUCCAGUCAACCAGUGGUGCUUGAUGUUAUUUAUGCUAUUAGACAGUUGUUUAGUGGAUUGUAUAAGUGCACUGUUCAAUCUUGCCUUGUCAGAUGUAGCAGACAAUGAUGUGAUACGAUAUAAUAGAAGACAUCCAGUUACCUCGAUGGUUUACGGAAUGAACGCCCUGGUGGUAAAACCUGCCCAAUCAUUGUCACCAAUGUUUGUUGUUAAGAUUUUAAACGUUUAUGGAUACGACCAUUUGAAAGAUGGAACACUUAAUGCCACAGAGGUUCAAGAUCUCAGCAGUGUUAUGUUUAACUUGCUAUGUCUUUAUCCAUGUGUUAUUGGAUGUAUUCAGUUUUGUUCAUGGUCAUUUUAUAGAAUCAGGGAGAAACAGUCAUUUGACAUGACUGUAUAUGUUGGUGCAGGGACCGAUACAGUGUGACAGGAGUAGUAGUUUUAUUAUUUAUACAUUUCUUAAUUUAUGUAUCUAUAUUUUGAUGCCUAUUUUAUGUUUGUUUGAAAAAUUAAUUUUAGAAGAACUUUUAUUAAGUUUUGAAUUGCUGGAUAUUGAUUGUACCGGGUAUUUGUUGUUGUUGUUUUGUAAACAAUAUGUAUAUAUUUCGCUCACCCUUACUAAAGGUUCAGGGUAAGCAUUUAUGAUAGGCAGAUAAUCUACAUUUGUGAUUAAAUUUCCUCUUUCUCUGAUACAUUAGGUCUGUUUCACUUUAAAUCUUGCCUGUGCCAUUCUUGGGUUGUCUUCUUUUAACGCUGAUCAAAGUAAUUUCAUAAUUUGAUAAGUCUUUAGUACACACUACUGAACCUACUAUAGGAAAAAACUAAGGACAUUUUUCAAGUGAGCUUAUGGGUCUUCACUAAACUAAAUCAGUAGUAUCAUAGAUUACAAACAAACAAAUGAAUGGUACAUAGCUUUUAAAUAUCAUUGACUUUUCGAUAUCUCCUCUUUAUCCAAUGUAUAUAACUUUUUAAAGCUUGUGAAAAAACACCUUUGUACUUUUUUUCAUGAAUGUGUGGAUGGAUAAUCACGUUACGAUGUAAAUGAAAUGAUGUAGAAAUUUUUAGUCGAUAAAUCAUGACCCAAAUUCGGUAUUAAUUGGAUAACCAAACAGUGCAUCAGACAAACCCACAUUAGAAAAUUGUAUAACUUAUCCUUUAUUGGAAUGGCGGGUUAAUAUUUAGAAAUGUUGUAUCAAUUAUCAUGCCAUGUACAAAAAUUAUAUAUUUUAUUUUGAUGGUUCUAGUCAAAUGUUUAUGAAAUAAUUAUCAUUUAUGAAAAUAAAAGAGAAGAACUA
Messenger RNA from Ruditapes philippinarum (Manila clam), 2437 nucleotides. Its product is annotated as transmembrane protein 180-like. NCBI's taxonomy places the organism in Eukaryota, Metazoa, Mollusca, Bivalvia, Venerida, Veneridae. Bases 148 to 1569 code for a protein of 473 amino acids. The transcript is spliced from 4 exons. The record is from RefSeq and is a predicted model, not a curated record.